UAUUAUUUUUUUCCUUAUUUUUAGUGAAAGAGAACGAGGUCACUCCUCGUCUUUCUUCUUCCUCCUGAUGAGGCGGCGGUGGUCGAAUACCUCUCGAUCCGGCGGCGGCGGGAGCAGCGGUAAGUUCUCCUGCCCUACUCUCAAGGACCUCGAGGCCCUCCUACACGACGACCUCGCCGACUCACCUUGCCGAGUCCUCCACCGCGCCCGCCCCGCCGUUCGCGCGAUCCGCUCGAUCCCUUCCUCCUCCUCCUCCUUCUCCGCCGAUCCCCUCGACCGCCGCCGCCGCCGCAUCGUCCUCUACUUCACCUCCUUAGGCGUCGUCCGGCGCACCUUCGACGACUGCCGCGCCGUCCGCUCCGUCCUCCGCAGCCUCCGCGUCGCCGUCGACGAGCGCGACGUCUCCGUGGACGCCCGAUUCCGUGCGGAGCUGCAGGCGGCUUUCGGCCGCCGCUUCAGGCACGUCGUCCUUCCCCAGGUCUUCCUCUCCGGCCGCUGCCUCGGAGGCGCCGACGAGAUCCGCCGCCUCCACGAGUCCGGCGAGCUCAGGGCCCUGGUGGAGGGGAUCCCCUCGGCUCCGACAGCGCCCUGCGGGGUCUGCGGCGGCGUGCGAUUCGUGCUCUGCGCGACCUGCAGCGGGAGCCGCAAGCGAUGGUGGUGGGGCAGCAAGGGCGGCGGAUUCCGGGCUUGCGGUGAGUGCAACGAAAACGGACUUGUGCGCUGCCCCGAUUGCUUCCCAGCAGCCGUCUGAUCCAGAUUGCACGGCUCUGUUUUUUUGGAACAACAUAAACAAUCUUUUUUUUUGGAAAUUUUUUUCAUGAUUGUAAAUAAGGCAUGCGAAAUUAAAGAAAAUUUUCUAAUGUUUUCCAUGGCUUCGUUCCAAACCAAUCGAACCUAACUUUUCUCUUGAAUAUUUUACUAGAUCAAAAUUCAAUGGGUUCCUAUCCAACUGUAGG
Zingiber officinale is the source of this 956-nucleotide messenger RNA. RefSeq lists its product as uncharacterized. The transcript has a single exon. The record is from RefSeq and is a predicted model, not a curated record. NCBI's taxonomy places the organism in Eukaryota, Viridiplantae, Streptophyta, Magnoliopsida, Zingiberales, Zingiberaceae. Bases 68 to 751 code for a protein of 227 amino acids.